Molecule: messenger RNA, 1653 nt
Organism: Mycena indigotica
Lineage: Eukaryota; Fungi; Basidiomycota; Agaricomycetes; Agaricales; Mycenaceae
Exons: 6
Coding region: 1-1653 (550 amino acids)
Source: RefSeq, a predicted model, not a curated record
AUGUGGCACCGAAGAGCUUCCUUCCCCGUCUUCAUCGUCAUCGAAUCGCACAUCUGUCAGCUUUUCUUCGAGUCCCUCCCCUCACCGUCGUGGUCCCCGACAUCCACUCCUACGCGCAACUUCAACCAGUAUGGUGAUCAUAACUCGAGUCUCAACUCAAACCCUCUGCCGCCGAUCACACCACGCUUCGGAAUGGCAAGUCCAGAGACUCGCUUUCCCCCUCAAGCCAACACUUCUUUCGUAACACCCCGACGGUCAUUUGGAGGACGUGGCACCGAAGAGCUUCAUCCCUCCCAGGAAACAGAUGUCUUGAUGCCUCUCCAGGAAACAGCGGAAGAAAAGCCUAUCGGGCCCCGUAGAACCUGGACUCCCAUCCACCUCCACAUUGACAUGAUCGCUGUGGACUUGUGGAUAGAUAAUAAUAAGCGGGCGUCUACAGCUAAUACCAGAACAACUGGUAGUGUUUUAGCUGGACGUGACGCCAAAUCCACUGCCGUCGCUUUACUACAUCUUCUUGAAAUUCAUUCACACCACCUUCCACAGCAUAUUCGUUACUCUCCCCAUCCUGGCGUUUACUGCAAGAAAACCGACUCCAUUAGUUGGUUGAGGGAAACUGAUCACGAUAUUCUUCUGGGAGACCCAUCAGCACCAUUUUACGAACGCACUCAUGGAAGUGGGCCCCUUGUUGAACUGUAUACAUCUGGACUCGAAGCUAUCUUUGAAGACAAUGACCUCUGGGGCAUGCGCGGUCAAUACAAGAUUCCGCUCAUAUGGCCUGAUACCAUUUCCUCUCCCAAGCGUCAUGCCAAAUUCUGGGCAGCUGGGCGCUGGACUGCACUCUCCAUCAUGCAUCGGCGUGGUGUCGCACCGUUCCCGCUGAGCCCUUUCUUCCUACUCUUCGUUAUAUAUGGCAAAGAAGGGUUACGAUUGUCUCUGGAGACGAUCCGCACCUUAGACUCGGAGAUGGGCGCGCGACUCUCACCCUGGUUUUCUUUUGGACGCUUUCAGGUAAUCGACGCCCCGAGUGAUGCCGUUGCAGUCCUGAUUUCAGCAAUAUUGCCUAGCUUGGCUAUCAUAAAACAUAGCCGGACGGUCGAAGAGCAUGCAGGGCUUGGCUUGACUCUGGCUUUGCACGUUCUUCUCGGUUUCGAUGACGAAAAUCAUAGUGAGAUUGAUGCCUUUCGUCAAGGCUUUCGUGGUGUAUCCCAAGGAGGCCCGAGUGAAGGUCAAGACUCCCUCACCAGUCUUUUGGAAUAUUCCACCCAGGGCCUGACCUUUGUAGCCACCAUCUAUGAUAGAACCAUCAAGUCUUUGGAUCAGGUGCUCUCUGAGUUGCGAUUCGAGUUCCAUGGGGAGUCCGACGACGACGUUGCGAUGACCUUAUCAAAACUUUUCCAAAUUCGAUUCAUUCGGUAUCUUCAUGGUCACGGACAUCCCAGCACCUACUUGGACCUAGUGACGCCAGACGAGUUUGAUCGACAUCGACAUGACCCUCUUCGGCACGGUAAUGGUGUUUGUGGUCCCAAAGGAGCAGUGCAGAAAAUCGGCCAAAAAGGGAAAGAGGAGAGAAAAGAAAAAGGGGAAUUUCCAGUUUAUAAUCUAUCUAGCGAUAGAAUUACACCAGUCCUCAUUGAAAUUCCAGGCAAAUACUGA